This is a messenger RNA of Acyrthosiphon pisum (pea aphid), 2031 nucleotides long. RefSeq lists its product as uncharacterized. The transcript has 3 exons. NCBI's taxonomy places the organism in Eukaryota, Metazoa, Arthropoda, Insecta, Hemiptera, Aphididae. The coding region runs from base 638 to 1579 and encodes 313 amino acids. The record is from RefSeq and is a predicted model, not a curated record.
AUUACCUACCUAAAUUACCUUAUAUCAAUUUUUAACGUUUUUCAAAUAAAAAAUAAAUUCUAAUUAUAUCAUCAUUGAUUUUAUAAUAUACAGAUUAGCUGUGCUAGGCAAAAAAUCGGCAACAGUUAGUCGCUGGCAGCCACUAUGAAGCGCUAUCGGCGGCCGCUGGCAGCCGAGGUGUUACCCCGCCUUAGGAUGGAUAAGAGGGAAGUGGUGGGUAAGAUCCACUGCUGAGUAGUGUGACCAAAUAACCAAUAAUAAACUAUGCGCUUGUAAUGCCAUCAUUUUCGUUAUUUGCACACCGACUUUAUAUACCUACCUAAUCUUAUCGUAUUUAUUUUUAUUUUUAUUAUUACUUGAAAUUAAAACUCCGCGGAAAACGAUACCUAGGCACCUAGUGGCUAGUACAUUAGUACUCUGUAAUUUGUGUGCUACUGCCAUUAUCUGGGUUAUUAUAUUUUGUUAUAUCGUUUGUGAUAUUUGCACAGUAAAUCACUAAGACACAGAGCCAUACAAUAUAUUUUUCGAUUUAUUUCAAGUUUUUACAGAAUUGUAACUAUAUCUAAAAAUUUUAAGAACUGAUUUAUUAAAAUAUUUUUUUAUUAUUUUAUACUUAUUUAAUUAUCUACUUUGGAAAAUGCCGGGUACCAAAUGUCAGUAUUUUAAUUGUUUUAAAACAACAACACAAUUCCCCAAUAUAUCAAUGUUUCGAAUCCCAAAAGAUGAAAGACGUGAAACUUGGAUAAUUAAUUCUGGAAAUUUAAGUUUAUUGUCACUAGACGAAAAACAGUUGUACAAUCGUUACAUAUGCCAGGAGCAUUUUUCUCCAGAUUAUUUUUUAAAUUAUAAAAACAACAAAUUGAAAUCAAAUGCAAUUCCUUAUAAAUACAAUUCAGACAAAAGCCCAUCUACAUCUUCUGCAGGUGUAGGUGAUGAAGAUGUAGACAAUAUCAACAAACCAUUAACUCCGACUAAAACUUACGGAAGAUCGAGAAAUGAAAUGACUGAGCUUAUAUUUCCAAGCCCAUCUUCUAUUACAGAUACCCCUAAAAGAAAAAUUAUAAAUGACUUAAUAAAUAUGCUAACACCAAAUUCAAAAAGGUUGAUUUACGCGGAUGAAGAUGACACACCAAGAAAAAAAAAUUUUAAAUUAAAAAUAGAUCAACAACAAAUUAAACUACGUAAUAAAAAUAUCCAAGUUUGUAAAUUAAAACAACGUGUAACACGAUUUAAGACUCGUAACACAUUACGAAGUCUUAUGUAUUCGCAUCAAUUUCGAUCAAAAAAUGCUAGAGCAAUCGUAACAAUGCAACUUAGAAAUAAGAAAAUACCUUGGACACUAGAAGAAAAAAAUCUGGCUUUGACUUUGUUCUACAAAUCCCCAACAGCCUACAAUUUUUUAAGGCUACAAAAUAUAAACUUACCAGCUCCAUCGACCAUUCGUCGUUGGAUCGGACAGUCAAAAUUUUUCCCUGGCUUAAGUGGCACAUUUUUUAGUCACAUUAAAAAAAAAUUUGAACAUAAAACAAAUAAUGAAAGAAGUUGCAGUAUAAGUUUUGACGAAAUGUACAUAAAAUAAUUUUUAGAAUAUUCAAAAAACUAUGACUUCAUUGAAGGAUUUGAAGAUUUUGGACAUUAUGGUCGAACAAAUAAAAGUGCGAAUUGUGUAAUGGUUUUUAUGGCUCGAGGAUUGUAUUCGCCGUGGAAAUUUCUAGUUGUGUACUUUUUGGCUCAUUCAGGAGUAAAACAUAAAUUACUAAAAGAUUUAAUAAUUGAUGUCCUAAGUGAAUUAUUUAAAAGCGGAUUGUGUCCUAAAGUAUUUGUUUGUGACCAAGGCACAAACAAUCAGAGUGCAUUAAAGUCGUUAGGCGUAGAUAAAAACAAUCCUUAUUUCUUUGUAGAAAAUAAUAUAAUAUAUUCAAUUUUUGAUGUUCCGCACUUAAUAAAAAGUUUAAGAAAUAAUUUAAUAGGUUGUAGUUUUGAAAAGGACAAUAUGACGGUUGCAGCUUUUAGUGAUAUUGCAGCAACAUA